AUGCGGCAAGCAGCAUCAUGGGUUGGCACGCCCUCCAUAAAGGGCCGGACUGAAGCCACGCGAAUGGCGCUGUUGACUUUCAGUCUCGUUGGACUCCAAUUUACUUGGGGCGUUGAAAUGACAUAUUGUACGCCGUAUCUUCUCCAACUCGGCCUGACGAAAUCAAAAACCUCACUAGUAUGGAUCGCUGGCCCGUUGUCGGGAUUGAUAAUACAGCCUCUGGUCGGGAUAAUCACGGACCGAUCUACGUCAAAAUGGGGCCGUCGGCGUCCGUUCAUGAUAGUUGGCUCGUUCGUUGUUGGGCUAUGUUUGUUGGUUUUGGGCUGGGCAUCGGAACUCGUGGCUAUAUUCAUCUCUGACGAGGAUACGAGGAAAAGCGUUGCGAUUGCAGUCGCGGUAUUCAGCAUAUAUGCUGUCGAUUUUGCGAUUAAUAUCGUUCAAGCAUCUUGUCGUAGCUUGAUAGUUGACACCCUACCAAUUCCUCAGCAGCAGCUUGGGUCAGCAUGGGCAAGCCGGAUGGCCGCUAUUGGCCACCUUAUAGGCUAUGGAAUCGGUUCAGUCGAUAUGCUGAGCAUAUUCGGUCAUGCCUUGGGCAACACACAGUUUAAGCAGAUGACUGUAAUUUCUGCCGUUUCUUUAAUUUUCUCCGUCUCUGUUACAUCAUAUACGGUGAAAGAGAGGGUGUUGAUUUCACUCAGGUAUUUGAAAUACCUUUUUAUCCCACGAGAUUCGGAUAAGAAGACAAGCGCACUCAAAAUACUCGCCCAAUUGUUCAGAACGACGGUCAGCCUGCCACCACGGAUACGGGCUAUUUGCUGGGCCCAAUUCUGGGCGUGGGUCGGUUGGUUUCCGUUUCUCUUCUACAGCAGCACAUGGGUAGGCGAGACUUAUUUCCGCUACGAGGCACCCAAAGAAGCUGCCGAGAAAUCGCCAGAUACGUUAGGAGACGUUGGUCGCCUUGGAAGCAUGUCUCUUGUGAUAUUUUCCUUGGUCACAUUCAUCAGUUCCGUUAUUCUCCCCUUUGGUGUCGUCUCACCGGAUACCAAACAACCCUCCAUCCGCCGUUCUCCUUUGGGCCUGAUAAGGUUUCUUAACAAAUUCCAUUUCACUCGACCCGACCUGCAAACCGCAUGGAUGCUUUCACACAUUAUGUUUGCUUUAACAAUGCUAUUCGCCCCCGCAGCCCGUUCCGUGCGGUCCGCCACACUGCUUGUAGCAACUUGUGGAAUCCCCUGGGCAGUCAGCUGCUGGGCUCCAUUUGCCUUUAUGGGAGUGGAAAUAAACCGUCUAGCGAUUCCAUCAUUCACAAGAAAAUCAAGCGUCACCAUGAUAACCUCCGCCACUUUUAACAGACACAACUCCGACCUAAGCAACUACGAUGUCGAGCUAGAAGACCGCGGUCCCUCUAUCCUCCGUCUAAAUCACAGCAACAGCCCAGAUUUGGAUAGUGACAGCGAAUCGGCCGAUGAAGAAGCGGUUUCUUCCACUGGUGAGUUGGCGGGUAUCUAUCUGGGUGUGCUUAAUGUAUACACCACGCUCCCUCAGUUCGUCGGCACGCUCAUUUCGUGGAUUGUAUUCAGCAUCCUCGAACCUGGCACUUCGUCGAUAACGACGGAUGGGGAUGUGAGUAACGGGGUUUCCGGAGAGCAAGAUGACGGCAAAUGGAUAAAUCGACACCGUGAAGGGCCUAAUGCGAUUGCGGUUUGUCUCUUUGUUGGCGCUAUAAGCGCGCUAAUUGCUGCGGAAGCUACGAGAAGGUUGAAGCAUGCGAGAUGAUGUGGGGGAACAUAAACUUCUUACAAUCUGAUGGUUGUCCAAUAUUUUGCUCUGGUAUCACUGUUUUUGUAAUUGCGGUUGUACAUGAUAGAUUCCUUCUUUCAAUUCAAUGGUGGCCAGCUGGUUUGGCAUCAUUC
This is a messenger RNA of Histoplasma capsulatum G186AR, 1913 nucleotides long. Its product is annotated as sucrose transporter. Gene Ontology annotation, molecular function: sucrose:proton symporter activity. Bases 1 to 1776 code for a protein of 591 amino acids. The record is from RefSeq and is a predicted model, not a curated record. The transcript has 7 exons. Lineage: Eukaryota; Fungi; Ascomycota; Eurotiomycetes; Onygenales; Ajellomycetaceae. Gene Ontology annotation, cellular component: membrane.